AUGGACGACAAGAAGAAUGAAGAUUUUGAGAUGCGCAAUAUCAGCGGAGCGUCAUCGCCUUCGAACAGGCCCUUCAUCCCGCAGCGAUCCCCGAGGAAUCCUCCCCCAGCUCCCCUAUCCAACAUUACGAACAGCCCCCCGCUUUCCAUCCUGGCCUACUGUCUGGCUUCAAUCUCCAUGACCGUUACAAACAAAUACUGUGUCUCAGGUGCCAACUGGAAUCUGAACUUCUUCUACCUUGCGAUCCAGUCUCUGGUCUGCAUCAUUGCCAUUAUCCUUUGCAAGCAGGCCGGCAUGAUCACCAACCUGGCGCCAUUCGAUCCCAAGAAGGCAAAGACAUGGUUUCCCAUCUCCCUCCUCCUCGUUGGGAUGAUUUACACCAGUACCAAAGCGCUCCAGUACCUCUCGGUCCCCGUCUACACCAUCUUCAAGAACUUGACCAUCAUCGUCAUUGCGUACGGAGAGGUCCUUUGGUUUGGGGGGAGCGUCACGGCUUCCGCUCUAUUCUCCUUCGGGCUCAUGGUUCUCAGUUCCGUGGUUGCUGCUUGGGCCGAUAUUCAACAUGCCCUGUAUGGAAACGCCGAGAUUGAGAGCGCGGAAGCUGCACUGGCUCUGUCGACUUUGAACGCUGGAUACGCGUGGAUGGGCAUGAACGUUUUCUGCACUGCCGCAUACGUCUUGUCCAUGCGCAAGGUUAUCAAGAAAAUGAACUUCAAGGAUUGGGACACCAUGUUCUACAACAACCUCCUUACCAUCCCAGUCCUGUUUGUAUGCUCCUUCCUCUUCGAGAACUGGACCUCUGUGAACAUCGAGAAGAACUUCCCGCUCGAGUCCCGCAACAGCCUCAUCCUGGGCAUGAUCUACUCUGGACUUGCCACAAUCUUCAUCUCCUACUGCUCAGCCUGGUGUAUCCGUGUCACCUCCUCCACCACCUACUCCAUGGUUGGCGCCCUCAAUAAGCUUCCUAUUGCUGUCAGCGGCUUGAUCUUCUUUGCCGCUCCAGUUACGCUCGGAAGUGUUUCGGCUAUCAUCAUUGGAUUUGUUAGCGGUAUCGUGUACGCUUGGGCCAAGGUCCGACAGACGCAGAUGAAUAAGAUGAGCUUGCCGACCACCAACCAGCAAGUCAUGAGCGCAAGCUCGCAGAGCAAUUUCGAUGCGGUCAAGGCAUAG
Messenger RNA from Drepanopeziza brunnea f. sp. 'multigermtubi' MB_m1, 1170 nucleotides. RefSeq lists its product as uncharacterized. The record is from RefSeq and is a predicted model, not a curated record. Lineage: Eukaryota; Fungi; Ascomycota; Leotiomycetes; Helotiales; Drepanopezizaceae. Gene Ontology annotation, molecular function: antiporter activity; GDP-fucose transmembrane transporter activity. Gene Ontology annotation, cellular component: Golgi apparatus.